Molecule: messenger RNA, 366 nt
Organism: Paraglomus occultum
Lineage: Eukaryota; Fungi; Glomeromycota; Glomeromycetes; Paraglomerales; Paraglomeraceae
Source: the annotation of a GenBank genome assembly
AUGGCUGAGGAAGGAGGGAACAAACUGGGAUUUUGCAUAGCGCUUUUAGGAUUAUAUGGGAAGGGUGUCAUGGGUUACCUUUGUCCGCAAGUACAAACAAUACUGAUCAUGGAUGAAAUUCAGGUGCUGUACAAUCCAGAAGGUCUGCCAACCUGUCUAUUUGGUGGUGACAGGUUUUGGGACACAGGCAAUAGAGUUCUACAGGGCAGUGGUCUCCACAUCGUUGCGUUUGCCUCCUACGGAUAUCGUGGAGCAGCUAAACCAGGUGUAGAGCCGUUGCCAUUCGAGAAAAUAUUCAAAUUUUUUAAACAGAUGAUUUCUAUCAAGGUGUUAAGCGGACACGCGCAUGUCAAAAAGUCAUGGUGA